Molecule: messenger RNA, 2967 nt
Organism: Dromiciops gliroides (monito del monte)
Lineage: Eukaryota; Metazoa; Chordata; Mammalia; Microbiotheria; Microbiotheriidae
Gene: AMN1
Product: antagonist of mitotic exit network 1 homolog
Exons: 7
Coding region: 113-889 (258 amino acids)
Biological process (GO): SCF-dependent proteasomal ubiquitin-dependent protein catabolic process
Cellular component (GO): SCF ubiquitin ligase complex
Molecular function (GO): protein binding
Source: RefSeq, a predicted model, not a curated record
CCCAGGCCCCGCGAUGGGAGGGGCGGAGUUUCAGGGCUGUGGCCCGGCUACCUUGGGAGUUGAGGGAAUUGGAUCGGAGGUUCGGGGCCAGGCGCGGCCUUCUUAGGCCGCCAUGCCUCAUUCCCGGCGGGUCAGUCACCUUCUGGACCUAUGCCUUUGGUGCUUGAUGAAGAAUAUUUCCAGAUAUGUCACAGACAUUAAACUUUUGCCUCCUAAUAUAAAAGAUAAGAUGAUUAAAAUAAUGAGUUUUCAAGGGCGAAUAACAGAUUCCAAUAUUAGUGAGAUUCUGCACCCUGAAGUGGAGUCUCUGGACCUCCGAAGCUGUGAUAUUUCAGAUAUUGCAUUAUUACAGCUUUGUAACUGCAGGAAACUGAAGAAAUUAAAUUUAAAUUCCUCAAAAGAAAACAGGAUUUCUGUAACUUCAGAAGGAAUAAAGGCUGUUGCCUCAUCUUGCUCAUUCCUUUCUGAAGCCUCUUUGAAAAGAUGCUGUAAUCUCACAGAUGAAGGGGUCCUUGCUCUUGCCCUCAAUUGUCGGUUACUGAAGAUAGUUGAUUUAGGUGGCUGCUCAGGUAUUACUGAUGUGUCCCUACAAGCCCUUGGAGAGAACUGUCCAUUUUUACAGAGUGUUGACUUUUCUGCUACUCAGGUAACUGACAGUGGUGUGGUUUCACUUGUUAAUGGACUAUGUGCUAAGAAAUUAGAGGAAAUUCACAUGGGGCAUUGUGUAAAUCUGACUGAUGGUGCUGUGGAAGCUGUUCUUACUUGCUGCCCUCAGAUACACAUUUUACUCUUUCAUGAAUGCCCUCUGAUAACAGAUCAUUCCCGAGAAGUCUUGGAGCGGUUAGUGGGCCCAAACAAAAUCAAACAAGUGACAUGGACCGUUUAUUGAUGUUUAUUAAAACUACUGCGACUGACAUUUUCCCUGGAAAUUACUGUGGAGAUUGACUUUCCAUUUUUAUUUAAGCAUGCCAUAUUGAUUUAUUGUCUUUUUUUAACUGUCAGUCUCAAAAUGACUAGUUAUACCUACAGAUAUGCUAAAAUUUGGUUUUGAUGGUAAAACUAAACUCCUCCAAAAUGCAAACAAUGCUGUUGCCAUUUGUUUUUCUUUAGGAAAUCAUUAUUUUAAAAAUAUUACUGUUGUGACUAUGACUUUUCUCAUUCUUUAGGAUUUUGUAUUUUUUUUACACAAUAAAACCCCAUGUGAAAUAUGUAUAGAUUUAAGAUGACAAAUUUUCCCUGUUUCUUCUCUUUCUUACCUAAGUAAUUGAUGAAUGACCACUAGGAUAAUAAAUUAAACUAAUUUAAUUAAUCUUUCCUAAUUCCCAGCUUUCUAAUGGUAAGGAUCCACUUGCCAAAUAGCAAAUCUGAUCAUAAGCCCUAAAAAUGUACUUUUGAAUUGGUUCUUCAGCCAAACAGGAAACAAACAUUUUAGUAAUAACUAUCUCAUUCAUGACAUCAAAUGGUAAUUCAGCAGUGAAGUAUGAUAUAAUUUUUGGUUCUAUCCCUAUUCUAUGACUUGAUUUAUUCAAUCUUUCUUGUCUUUCUUCCUCAAAUAUUUGUUCAUUUUAUUAGAACUGAUGAAGAUGUUUAAAAAAUGGGGAUUCUUGAAAUAAGAUAGACAAUGAAGUAAUGCCUCAAAGAUUUCUGAUCUGCUUCAUGUUUACUCUUCUGGAAAGAAGAGAAUACCUUAAUUGUUUUAUCUCCUACUUUGGGGAAGAUAUUUUAGGCCUGUAUUUGGGAAAGAUUAAGCUAGAGAAGAUCUGUAAGCGUAACUCAGAAAAUAAACUGAUGUCGCUAUUUGUUGCAGUGGAAACAACCACCAGAAUACAGGAAGGUAGUCCUUCAACAAAACUAAUCUCAGAGGAAAAGAAGCAGGGACAAUGGAGAUUGACGUUCCAUUUCUGGCCUACUUAAUCCUACAGGAGCACUACUCAACAAAUGAACUGCUAUUUUGACUCCUAAACCUAGUUUACCAAAAACAGCCACCUAGGAAGGAAAAGAAAAACUAAAAGACGCCAUGAUUUAGGAGGAAAUUUGAAUUUUAGAUUAGACUUGUUUUUCAGUAUUAUCAAUGCCACAAUUCAAGUUUCUAGAAUUAUGGCUCUUGAUGACAAGUUAUCUUUUACCUAUUUUGUUUUUUAACUUCAUUAAUAUAGAUCAGAAGUAAAGUCACUAAAAGCUAAGCUACUGAGAAAGGUGAACUGAAUUCACUGUUUGAACUACAGAACUAAAACUUAAAAGUUUGAGGGGUCAUUUCCUGUUACUUAGGAAUUUGGUUUUGGCCACCUCACAUUCAGAAAUGGACCUUUUUUUUCCAGAAAAAAAGGAGUCUUACCACUAACAAAUAACAUUCAGCUAUAAAUAAGAAAUGUCAUUAUAUGGUUAUAUACUGAAAAUCUGUUGUUUCCAAUUAAUAAAACAUAAACCUUAUGUCUCUUUAAAUUGAAGUAUCUAGAUAAAAUGUGAUCACAGACCUUUUCUUCAGUUAUUCACAUACUGAAAGGACAUCAUGAACUACUAAUUUAUCCUAAUGACCUGAAAGUGGGACUCUUUAUGAGUGUAUGUUUAAAUAAACAUUUUUCAUUAAGAAGGAGGCAUUAUGGAAUUCUUUAAACAUCAAAUUUCUGUAAUAUAUCGAGAUCUUUCCUGUUUCACUUAAGCAUAAAAUAUGUUCUAAAAGAUUGUGUGUCAGGAGGGAGGGGGAGCUUGAGUGGAGAGAGUGGCAGUAUAUAGUACAAAGUUGUUAUACAUGUUUGGGUGGAAGGAAUUUAUAUUCAGCAUUAUUUCUGGUUACUUUAUAUAUUCACUAUUGGUUACUUUAUAAAUCCUAUUAGUUGACAUUGUGCAUAUGUGAUCAUUAUAAAAACAAUGUCUUUGUACAAAUGUUUAAAAUGGGUAGGGUUUUGUUUUCCCUGAGUUUGACAUUGUUCUGAAAGCUAAAUACAAUAAAAUUUAAUGUCAAAUAUA